This is a messenger RNA of Blastocystis hominis, 591 nucleotides long. RefSeq lists its product as hypothetical. Lineage: Eukaryota; Bigyra; Opalinata; Blastocystidae. The record is from RefSeq and is a predicted model, not a curated record. Gene Ontology annotation, cellular component: proton-transporting two-sector ATPase complex, proton-transporting domain. The transcript has 4 exons. Bases 1 to 591 code for a protein of 196 amino acids. Gene Ontology annotation, biological process: proton transmembrane transport. Gene Ontology annotation, molecular function: proton transmembrane transporter activity.
AUGAGUAGCGUUCUUUCGAUAUACAAUGACGGUGUGAUUCCUUGUUUUUCGCGAUUUUGUAGAUUGGAACGAUGUUUUUAUGCACAUUUCUCCGUAUUCGCUCUCGUUUAUUGGAAUUGCGUGCGGUUUAGCUCUGUCGGUGAUUGGAGCUGCUUGGUAGUGGGUAUUUGGACCGCUGCUUCCACUCUUAUGGGAGGCUGUGUUAAGGCGCCUAGAAUCCGAUCGAAGAAUUUAAUUAGUAUUAUUUUCUGCGAAGCAAACGCUAUUUAUGGGAUCAUCAUUGCUGUUAUCCUUAUCAACAAAGUGUCUGCCAGUGGUUACGUCGAUGGGAACUUGCGUCCUGAUUAUGACAUUGCCUCAAUGUAUUUUGCUGGCUAUGCGAUCUUCAGCGCAGGUCUUAGUGUGGGUUUGUCGAAUAUUACAAGCGGCUUGUCCGUUGGUAUUUGUGGGUCUAGUUGCGCGCUGAGUGAUGCCCAGAACGGAGAGCUCUUUGCGAAGAUGCUUAUUGCGCAGAUUUUUGCAUCGGCUCUUGGAAUUUACGGCAUUAUCAUUGGAAUUAUCGUCAGUAACUUUGGUCAGUUCCCGAAUUAA